AUGAGCGGACGACGGCGCGUCAAGAACGUGGCGUACGACGAAGACGACUGGGGAUAUGGCGACGACGACUCCUGGGAGGAUGAGGACGACUUCUACGAAACGCCGAAAAGCUCCUCUCGCGCCGCGGCGCCAACGAAGGGGAAGAGCGCCGGCCCGUCGAGCACCCGCGCGCCCUCGAAGGCGACAUCCGCCGGCUCCACAGGAGCUGCGAAGGCUGCGUCAGGUGCCUCGUCAGCAGGCCAGUCGUCAUCACGGACGGCGGGUCGCGCGCCAGUGACGACGGCUGCAGGCAGCGCGGCGGCUCGCCCCGCGAGCUCCUCAGGAGGGAAGUCGGCCUCGGGCGCCUCGGGCGGGACGCCGAAGGCAGAGUACACCUGCGCCUCUUUGGCGGCGUGCGCUCCAUCAGCGCCUCCUCAGAGUUCAGCUGAAAGGGGGGCAGCUGCACCCGCGUCCCCAUCCUCCGUCUGCACGCGAGAAGACGGAAAGCCCGAGCCGCUUUCCCUGGUCAUCGUGGGCCACGUCGACGCCGGCAAGUCGACGCUCAUCGGGCAGAUGCUGCACUCCACAGGCACCGUCGAAGGAACGGUGGUGCAGAAACUGAAGAAGCUGAGCGGGGACGCCGGGAAGGGGUCCUUUUUCCUCGCGUGGCUCUGCGACGAAGGCGACGACGAGAGACAGCGGGGCGUGACCAUCGAUGUCAGCGUCCGCGUCCUCUCCGCGCCAAACUCCGGCCGCCGCCUCGCCCUCGUGGAUGCGCCAGGGCAUCGCGAGUUCGUGUGCAACAUGCUUGGAGGCGCCGCGUUGGCGGAUGUCGCGUUGCUGGUCGUGGACACCCCGCGCUUCGAGGUGGGGUUCAACGGCCAGACGAAGGAGCACCUCCUCAUCGUCAGAUGCCUGGGAAUUCAGCACUUUGUGGUUGCCAUGAACAAGAUGGACGAAGUGCAGUGGUCUGAAGCGACGUACAACGCGGCAGUCGAGCGCCUGCGAGGGUACAUGACAGGCCCAGAGAUGAACUGCGCGCUCGACCAGAUCUGCUUCGUGCCGAUCUCCGCGUUCCGCGGCGUCAACGUUAUCGACGAAGCGACGCUGCAGGAGGUCGAGAAAGUGCGCGCAGAGGCGAAGGGAAGGCGCAAGCCCGACCUGCGAGGACUCGGAGACACCGAGGAAAGACAGAAGCAGUCCAAGUUGCUCGCCAAAUGGUGGAACGGGCCUGCGCUGCUAGAGGCGAUAGAGCGCGUCGAGGUCCGCACGAGCGAAGGCCAGCAGCAGCUUCUGCGCGAGCCCCUGGCGGCGUGCGUGUCGGAUGCGUGGUCUCCGUCCUCGUCGUCGACAGAUUUCCACCUCUCCUUAAAAAUAGUCCAAGGCAUUCUGCGCGUGGGCGACACCAUCACCGGGCUUCCUGGCAACAUUCCAAUGGUCUGCAAGUCUCUCGUGGCCUUUGGAGGGACGCGCCAGAGCUGCGGGGUCGGCGAUUUCGUUGAGCACGGAGUUUUCUCUCCCGCGGCGAACCAUAGCGAACGCGACGCGCUGGCGGAGCUCGGCGUGGGAAGCGUUUUGUGUGCGCCGUCGCGGCUGCUGCCCGCGUCAACAAUUUUCAGCUGCCGGCUGAUGGUCUUCAGGACGGAGCUGCCCCUUGUGCAGGGGCGACAGUUCAUCGCCCACAUUCACACAGCCACGUAUGCCUGCAGCAUCCGCAAAAUCCUCGGAGUCGUCAACAAAAAGACGGGCGAGCUGCAGGGCGCGAAGGGAGGGAAGAGAGCCGCGUGCGCAGCGCUCGGCCGCGGCAUGGUGGGGCUUGUCGAGAUUUCCACAGUGAGCAGCGUGUGUGUCCAGCCAAAAUCUAAAACAGAGAAGCCAGGCGGGAAGGACCUUGGAACUGGUGUGCUCUCUCGAAUCAUCCUGCGGGAGGGCGGGAAAACCGUGGCGGCUGGGGUCAUCGUGGACGCUGCGUAG
Molecule: messenger RNA, 1953 nt
Organism: Besnoitia besnoiti
Lineage: Eukaryota; Apicomplexa; Conoidasida; Eucoccidiorida; Sarcocystidae
Product: elongation factor Tu GTP binding domain-containing protein
Exons: 3
Coding region: 1-1953 (650 amino acids)
Biological process (GO): translation
Molecular function (GO): GTP binding; GTPase activity
Source: RefSeq, a predicted model, not a curated record